UUUUGGUGCAAUGUCAUAUUUGUGAUUUCGAAUGCAGUCCUGGUUCAAUGAAAAAUACAAUAUGCUCUCCUCAUUAUAGAUGAAGCCAUUGAAGUAAAUUGUCCAAAUCUAUAAAGAAAGACAUGGAAGUGCUGGACAAACCUGUUUUUGUUCCACCUAGGAAGAGAGGUUCUAAAUCAUCAAGAUCUAGCAAUGAAAGUCUUCCAAUCAUCGGAACUGGGACUAAUACAUCUCCUCAAAGUUGUGGUAAAAUUGAUCAUCUUGCCAAUCGAAAACUGCAUCAUCAGCCCAUUUCUUCUGAACAUGUAAAAGAGUGUUUAAGUGUCAAACAACAAUCUAAUUCUAACACCCAUAAAUCAAAUUCUUGUGGUAGAUCAAGUACAUAUCAGAAUCAAUCUUCAAAACACACUAAUGGCCGUAGUGAUGAGUCUGAUUUAAAUAGUGAUAUAUCCGAUUAUGUUCAUAUUAUUGAAGGUGGGUAUGCAGAAAUAGAGUUAGCGAACGAGAGAUCUGCAUUAAAUUCUCGCUCCGUUUCUUCAAUCGGUUCAUGUGGGGGAAAUUUUGUUACUAUGACAGGAACUGUUAAAAGAGGCCGUAAAAAAGGUCAAACAAUGGAUAUGAAAGUCCAGAUGUCGCGUGAAGAACUUGAUGAACUUGAACAAAGUAUAAGAUCUCAGCAAAUUGAGGAUGAUGACAGGUGUUUUUUUGGAAUACGCAAAGGACCUCAUAUUCUUACUUUUAGUUUAACUCUAGUCCCCUUUGUUUUUAUCUUGUCUGCCGCAUACUCAUUUUACAUGGGAACUAUGACUUGGUAUAACAUUUUAGUAUAUUUCAGUGAAAAGAAAACAAUAUUUCAUAAAAUAUUUGUGAGUCCAUUACUUAUUAUUUCUUAUCCAUUUUUAAUUACAUUAUCUACCAUAGGAUUAGGUAUAUAUGCUUCUAUUGUACAGAUAUCUUGGCAUGUAGAUAACUGGAGAAGGGAAAUACAAGAUUGGGAAAAAGGCUUUUAUGGUUGGCUCUGUGGUAUACUCGAUCUGGAAGAUUGUUCACCAUAUGAAGUUGUUAUUCUGACUGAGGUUUUACCUCCAGUUGAAGAAGUCAAGCAACAAAAGCUCCAAGUCGCAGAUACUGCUUUAUAGUUCCAAGUCCUACUUCCUUUGAACUAUCAUUUAUUUAUUUUUUAAUUAUAGUUUUUUGAAAAGGACAUAUUAACACUCAGUUUUUUUGUCUAGCUUUAUAAAUAAGUUGAGUGUAAACUAAAUUUCUACUUAAUGAAUCAAAUAUUUAAAAGUUCUUCUAUAGCUGUACCAAAUCAUUGCUAUAAAUGAAGUUUUUGUAAUUCAUGAUGAUGCAAAGUGGAUUCUG
This is a messenger RNA of Uloborus diversus, 1365 nucleotides long. Its product is annotated as transmembrane protein 169-like. Lineage: Eukaryota; Metazoa; Arthropoda; Arachnida; Araneae; Uloboridae. The record is from RefSeq and is a predicted model, not a curated record.